Messenger RNA from Triticum turgidum subsp. durum (durum wheat), 2754 nucleotides. Lineage: Eukaryota; Viridiplantae; Streptophyta; Magnoliopsida; Poales; Poaceae. The record is from the annotation of a GenBank genome assembly.
AUGCUGCUCUCCCUCGCCCCGCCCCGCCUGCUACCCCGCCUCCCCUCCCCGGCGACCGCCACCGCAACCACUGCCCGGCCCCGCGCCCUCGCCCUCGCCCCGCGCCGCGCGCUCUCCUCGGCCGCCAGAACCGCCGCUCCUCCGCUCCGCGCGGUGGUCUCCGAACGGGCUGUUGACGGGAUGGCGCCGGCGGCGGCGGGGCUGGAGGGGCGGCCGCUCCGGGUGGGGCUCGUGUGCGGCGGGCCCUCCGCCGAGCGGGGCAUCUCGCUCAACUCCGCGCGCUCCGUGCUCGAUCACAUCCAGGGUGAGGACUUGUUGGUGAGCUGCUACUACAUCGACUGUGGCAUGAACGCGUUCGCGAUCUCGCCAGCCCAGCUGUACUCCAACACCCCUUCCGAUUUCGAUUUCAAGCUUGAAAGUCUAGCACAAGAAUUUUCCACCCUAUCUGAAUUUGCGGAACAUCUUGCUGCCAAUGUUGACAUUGUCUUCCCAGUGAUACAUGGGAAAUUUGGUGAAGAUGGUGGUAUUCAGGAGCUUUUGGAGAAAGCAAAUGUUCCAUUUGUUGGGACGCCCUCUAAUGAAUGCCUCCGUGCUUUUGACAAGCAUAAUGCAUCGCUCGAGCUCGACGCUCAAGGUUUCUUAACAGUACCAAACUUUCUUGUAGAGAAGGAUAAAUUGGCUAAGUCACAAUUGGAGGAAUGGUUUGGAAGCAUCAAUUUGAAUAAAGAAAAUGGCAAAGUGAUUGUCAAACCUACGAGAGCUGGAUCAAGCAUCGGUGUAGUUGUCGCUUAUGGUGCUAAUGAGGCAGCUGAGAAAGCCGAGGGAAUAUUUUCAGAGGGAAUUGAUGAUAAGGUUAUCAUCGAAGUUUUUCUUGAAGGGGGCUGUGAGUUUACAGCCAUUGUUCUUGAUGUUGGGACAGCUAAUAAUAGUGAGCCUAUCGUUUUGCUUCCAACGGAAGUUGCUUAUCAUACACCUCCACGGUUUCCGGCAGAGGUGAUAGAUUGCAUAAGAAAAGGAGUAUCCCUUUUAUUUCGCCACUUUGGCCUGCGUGACUUCGCUAGGAUAGAUGGUUGGUUCUUACCAAGUCCUGCUACUUCUCUGCCCUCGUCUGAAAACGGUGUUAAAUUUGGAAAUACAGAGUAUGGUGCUGUCCUUUUCACUGAUAUUAACUUGAUAAGUGGGAUGGAGCAAACCAGUUUCUUAUUUCAACAAGCUUCAAAGGUUGGAUUCUCUCACUCUCGAAUCCUCCGUACAAUUGUUCAGCGUGCUUGCUCACGUUUUCCUUCCCUUGUUUCAAGCAAUAAUGCAUGGACUGCUUUAUCCAGAAAAAUGCAAUCUGCAAAACAAGCAGAGAUAAUCCAAAAUGUCACAUGCAAGCAGAAGGCAUUUGUGAUAUUUGGUGGCGAUACUUCAGAGCGGCAAGUAUCUCUUAUGAGUGGCACAAAUGUCUGGCUUAAUUUGCAAGGGUUCGAUGAUCUUGAUGUGACACCGUGCUUGCUUGCACCUUCAAGUGGAUGUUCUUCCCACAACCAAGAUCUCAGCAAAAGUUCACGCGAUGUUUGGACACUGCCAUAUUCUUUAGUGUUACGACAUACCACUGAAGAAGUUCAUGCUGCAUGUUUCGAAGCAAUUGAACCAGAGCGGGUUGAAAUAACAUCUCGCUUACGUGAUCAAGUAAUGAAAGAACUUCAACAAGCAUUAAGCAAGCAAGAUUGGUUUGCGGGCUUUGACAUCACUGAUGAACAACCUAUCAAAUACUCCCUGCAACAGUGGAUUGAUUAUGUUAAAGAAGCUAAAGCUGUAGUGUUCAUAGCAGUUCAUGGUGGUAUUGGGGAGGAUGGCACCAUUCAAUCGCUAUUGGAAUCUGCAGGAGUUCCUUACACAGGGCCAGGACCAAUAGCUUCUAGAACAUGCAUGGACAAAGUUGCAACUUCACUUGCUGUUGAUCAUUUGGCUAGUUAUGGCAUUCACACUAUACCAAAGGAUGUAAGAGCAACAGAAGAGCUACUAAAGUCAUCUCUUGUUGAUAUCUGGAAUGACCUGAAAGCAAAAUUACAAACAGAAACGGUAUGUGUGAAACCUGCUUGUGAUGGAUGCUCAACUGGUGUGGCAAGAUUGCGAUGUCCAGAGGACCUAGAAGUCUAUGCAAAUGCGCUGAGGGGAAAGCUUCCGCGUCUGCCUGCUAACUGUCUAUCCAGGGCACAUGGAGUUAUUGAGAUGCCAGUCCCUCCUCCGGAGUCACUGAUAUUCGAACCAUUUAUCGAAACCGACGAAAUUAUUAUCUCAAAUAAAUCAAGGAAUGAUAGUACCCGCCAUCUGGUAUGGAAGGGCGAAAAUGAGUGGCUUGAAGUGACUGUUGGUGUGGUCGGCAAACGUGGGGAGAUGCAUUCAUUGAAUCCAAGCAUCACAGUCAAAGAAAGUGGUGAUAUUUUGUCUCUUGAAGAGAAAUUUCAAGGUGGAACUGGAAUCAACUUGACACCACCUCCGGCAACAAUUAUGAGUGAGGAUGCGCUAGAGAAGUGCAAAAAGUGUAUCGAGAUGAUGGCGAACACAUUGGGUUUGGAGGGUUUUUCACGCAUCGACGCAUUUGUUAAUGUGCGUAGCGGAGAGGUGCUGUUGAUAGAGGUGAACACCGUACCUGGGAUGACUCCGUCCACAGUUCUGAUUCACCAGGCACUCACGGAGGAACCGCCCAUCUACCCCCACAAGUUCUUCAGAACGCUCCUCGACCUGGCGUUUGCAAGGGCAGACUAG